Messenger RNA from Trichomonas vaginalis G3, 576 nucleotides. RefSeq names its product organellar and viral DNA polymerase type B. The transcript has a single exon. Gene Ontology annotation, molecular function: nucleotide binding; nucleic acid binding. Bases 1 to 576 code for a protein of 191 amino acids. Lineage: Eukaryota; Parabasalia; Trichomonadida; Trichomonadidae. The record is from RefSeq and is a predicted model, not a curated record.
AUGUCGAAGAGAAUAAUGUGUGAAGUAUUCUGUACUGCUGAGGACUUAGGAAUGGACAUCUUUUAUAGCGAUACGGACAGUAUGCAUCUCUACAAUGAAGAUAUCCCUCGUUUAGCUGAAGAGUUUGAGAAACGUUAUGGAAGAGUUCUCAUUGGUAAAAACCUUGGUCAAUUUCAUAGCGACUUUGCAGAAAUCACAAAAGAUAAACAAAGUUUAGCAUACAAGUCAAUAUUUUGUGGAAAGAAGACUUACAUAGACUUACUCACGAAUGAUUUAAAUGAAGUUGCAUUUCACUGCAGAAUGAAAGGCGUGAAGCAAGAUGUUAUUGCUUUAACCGCUAAUGAAAUGUUUCCUGACUCUGUUCAGUGUUUCUAUGAUGAAGAUAAAGGUUUAAUGGUUCCGCAAGGAAAAUUUGACAAAGACUCUGAGUUCAGUGUUAUGAAGUUAUAUAAAGCACUUUAUGACGGUCAAGAGAUUGGAUUUGACUUAUGUAAGUCUUCUAGUCCUUGCUUUGCUGAAAAGUUUAACUUCUCAAUAACGACUAAAACAAGCUUUAUUCGUAAGUUGAAGUUCUGA